Molecule: messenger RNA, 2051 nt
Organism: Octopus bimaculoides (California two-spot octopus)
Lineage: Eukaryota; Metazoa; Mollusca; Cephalopoda; Octopoda; Octopodidae
Product: acyl-CoA-binding domain-containing protein 6
Molecular function (GO): protein binding; fatty-acyl-CoA binding
Source: RefSeq, a predicted model, not a curated record
UAUGUACCACUGAGAGGAAGCCACCACUUCGUAUUCGCGUUUUCUGUUUAUGUACUCUAAUUUUCUAAUUUUAAGUAAUCUGCAGCAUGGCAAGAGCGUAUGCUUUCCUCGUAACGUAAUAUAAUAUGGAAACUCUUGUGACCAAAUGUCUAUAUUGAUUUUUAAAUAUUCGAAACAUUUAUAUACACGUGCAUAAUUAUAUAGUUUAUGCUAUAAAAAAAAUCCACUCUAGUCGCAUUAUAUAUAUAUAUAUAUGUGUAUAUAUAAAAUGUUGGUAUGUUUGUAUAAGCACGUUUGCGUGUUUAGCUUUAUUCCCGACUUGGAUUGUUAUCGGAAACGCACAUUCCAAGAAGUGCUUUAAUUCAUACAGGAUCCAUAUAUAAUCAGUGCAUUCUUGGGAGAGAAGCAAUAAGUGUAUCUAUCUAUCUAUCUGGAUAAUCUGCUCGUGCGCAUGCAUGACAGAAAAAGGAGAGAGAUAGAUAGAAAAAUAUUCUUUGUGUGUGAGUGUCUUGUGUGUGCUUGUAUGCGUUUGUGCAUAAGUGAAGAAAUAUCUUCUUUUAAUUGAAAGUAACGCGUUAUAAAUUAUAUAAUAAAAAGAAAAAGAAAGAAACCUUGACUUUCUGAACAGGAUCGAAAAGCUAUGGAAACUGAGAUAAACUCGAACCUGCAGAAAGAGGAUUCUCUGUGUUUGAAGUUUAACAAAGCAGCUCAUUAUAUUCGCCAGUAUGGGACUGAUUUGGGAACGAAGAAAAUGCUAUAUUUCUAUGCAAGAUACAAACAGGCAAACGAAGGUCAGUGUCAUACACCAAAACCAGGGAUGCUGCAGUUCGAAGCUAAACAAAAAUGGGAAGCAUGGAAAAGUUUGGGUAAAAUGAACAAAAAGGAGGCAAUGUCUGAAUACAUUUGUGAAGUGCAAAAGCUGUAUCCCAACUGGGAAGAUGCAGUCAAGGAUGAAGAUUCAUUCGAAGACCCUUACAGUCGCAUGAGUCGGCGCACAUUGAGCAAGCUAUGCAGUGCCAAGAUGGAUGUUGACAGUGAGAUUGGCAGUUGGACAAUUUUCGAUAUGUGCAAGGAAGGUAAAACUAAAGAAUUGCAGAAAACUCUGGAGACCGGGGCCAAAGUGAACGACUGUGAUAAUGAUGGUAUGACAUUGCUUCACUGGGCCUGUGACCGUGGUUAUGAAGAUAUUGUUGAUGUUUUGUUGAAAUGGAACUGUGAUGUCAAUGUUAAGGCAACAGAUGGCCAAACACCACUGCAUUAUGCUGCUUCUUGUGAAUAUGAAUCGAUUGUUCAGAAACUCCUUGAAAACCAUGCUGACCCAUCCAUGAAAUGUAAUGAAGGGGAAACACCAGCUGAUGCAACAGAUAACAAACUCAUUCUGACUUUGUUGUCUUCAAAAGGGAGCUGAAUCUGGAGGAAGAAAGAAGAGAGUGCAUGAGAGAGUGAGAAUGCAAGAGAGAGAGACAGAGUGUGUGAGAGAGAGAGAAAGGAAGAAAAGGAAAACUGGUAGGAAUGGAGAAAGGGAGCAAGGAAGAGGUGAACAUGAAACUUGAAACAAGAGAGAUGCAGGGGCACUUUUGUUUGUUGUUAAUUGGUGUUGUUGGAUAUUGAACACAGGCAGCAUUUACUUUUAAACAAGGGCAAUGUUAAACAUCAUGUGCCUUGUGAUAAUGUGACGGACAGGAACGCAAAUCCCUGAGUAACAGUUUUUGUAAGGAUUUCACAUCUUUAAUAAAAGUAUAUAUGUAUGUGUAUAUAUAUAUAUAUAUAUAAUAAUAUUAGGGACAAAAUCCAAAAUUACAGGUAAAAACUCAAUUAAAGUCAUUUAUAAAAAAUUAAAAUUAAAUUGAGCUUUAUAGAUUAAAAUAUAUAUAAAAAUAUAUAGUUUUAAGGAAAAGAACAAAAUUAGUUAUGAAACACGUGUAGUCAUUUUAUUAUCUUUAUCUUAUGAUAUUUACUUUGUUUUAUAUUAUACUCAUUUAUUGUGCUUUUAAUUGUUAAUUUUUCUAUAUGUGAUAGUGGAUUUUCAUUGAUGGGUUCUUGAAACUUGG